This is a messenger RNA of Spodoptera exigua (beet armyworm), 993 nucleotides long. NCBI's taxonomy places the organism in Eukaryota, Metazoa, Arthropoda, Insecta, Lepidoptera, Noctuidae. The record is from the annotation of a GenBank genome assembly.
AUGAUAGCCGGGUUUGCGGGGCACUUAUGGACGUUAAACAGAAUAAUUAGUAGAAUAUUAAUUCAGCCCUUCAGUGAAGCUAUGCUUUCUAAUGUGAAGAUUUCUAUGGAGAACAACGAACAAGAAACUCUGAAGUUAUUUUAUUUCAAUCAGUUUCUAGUCGGCAAACGAGCAGACGGAUUACCUGAUGGUAAGCAAUCAGCGCCGCCCAUGGACACUCGCAACGGAGGAGUUACGAAGGAGGAGGGCACUGAGUUGGAGUUGGAAGCGCUGUACAGAAGAUACUGCGUGAGAUUAAAACAUGCGCUGUUCGUGUCAGCUCUCUGUGUCACACUCUUCUGUUGUGUGUUCCUAUUGUGCGCAGUCUGUAUUCUACAUUCACAUGAACUAUACAUGCAAACAAAAGCGAUCGCAUCACUAUCGGUUAUAACAUUCGUGUUGUCGAUAGUGUUGUGCCUCGCGUUGCUGCCGGCUGCUCCAGAAUGGGAAGCCCUGGCGUUAGCUGGCUCUCUACUGGUCACUGUGAGCCUAGGCGCUGGAACGCUGAUGGCCACACAUCAUGCACCGCUGCCACUCUUCGCACUAAUCUUGAUGGUGCAUACAAUGAUGCCCAUAGCUCGGCCGAUUGCCCUGGCAAUGUCAGCUGUUCUCACGUUGGCUUACAUCGGCCUGGCUCUAGGAGUCCGGCCUGAAGGCGAAGAAACACAGUUUUAUCAGCAGCUAAUCUGCGAGCUAGCCCUGCUAAUAUCAGCCAGUGGCAUCGGCCUUUACUACCGAGCGUUAACAGAAAGAGCUCAUAGGAACACCUUCGCUGGUACCAGAACUUGCCUGGAACAGCGAGUGAAACUGGAGUGUGAGAGAGAGCAACAGGAACGAUUACUUCUCUCUGUCAUACCUGCGUAUAUUGCUGCUGAGAUAGCUACAAUGUUCCUGAGUGCUACGCUACGAUCAAAUGGAGCUGAUCAGCAGGUGAAACAGCGCGAGAGCAGCUAG